AUGGUGCCUAUCGUUUUUGGAACUUGCCGUGUUGGUCAGAUCCAGAAAGCCUUACCUGAGAGGCUGCGAAGUAAAUACGCUGUUGCUUUGAAUGACGCUGGAAGAGUGGAUACAUGGGAGCCUGUUUUUGCUGGUCGGGGAUCUCAUAUUUCUGUUAAAAAGCAGUCACGCGGCACGAAGCUCCGUCUGGUUCAGCUCAUUGACGGCUUCGAUAGUGAUAGAGUGUGGCGGGAACUAAAGGAGGGCUCGUUUGGCACGUGGAUGUCUAGAAUUGACGGUUGUUACUACCAACCGAUCACCACGAUAGCAUAUGAUGAUGGUAAGUUAGAUUCCGAAUCUAAGAUUCGCUUCUAUAUCAUCAUAACGGAUUAG
This is a messenger RNA of Perkinsus marinus ATCC 50983, 372 nucleotides long. RefSeq lists its product as hypothetical. Bases 1 to 372 code for a protein of 123 amino acids. The transcript has 3 exons. The record is from RefSeq and is a predicted model, not a curated record. NCBI's taxonomy places the organism in Eukaryota, Perkinsozoa, Perkinsida, Perkinsidae.